AUGGACGAGGAGCCUGCUGCCGAGGCAAGUGUAAAUUCAGAGAUGCAGGACCAAAUUAAGCAUGAAAGGGGAGCCAUGCGCAACAUGCUCCUCACCAUGGUCCACGAUCCUCAAGGACGCCCAAUUACGCACCCAGUGCCCACACUCACUAAUCUGAUUAUAGAUAGAGCAAUAGAAUCGGCGGGUCCGUACACGUAUUGCUUACCUGCGAAUUCAGACCAUAUCACACUAUGCUCGGCCGGCUCCGGGCAAUGUCAACCGGCAAUGGGCUUUGGUGGAUGA
Puccinia triticina is the source of this 282-nucleotide messenger RNA. RefSeq lists its product as uncharacterized. The transcript has 3 exons. Bases 1 to 282 code for a protein of 93 amino acids. Lineage: Eukaryota; Fungi; Basidiomycota; Pucciniomycetes; Pucciniales; Pucciniaceae. The record is from RefSeq and is a predicted model, not a curated record.